Molecule: messenger RNA, 2684 nt
Organism: Chelmon rostratus (copperband butterflyfish)
Lineage: Eukaryota; Metazoa; Chordata; Actinopteri; Chaetodontiformes; Chaetodontidae
Product: serine/threonine-protein kinase BRSK2-like
Exons: 20
Coding region: 6-2684 (892 amino acids)
Biological process (GO): protein phosphorylation; intracellular signal transduction; microtubule cytoskeleton organization
Cellular component (GO): cytoplasm
Molecular function (GO): tau-protein kinase activity; protein serine/threonine kinase activity; ATP binding
Source: RefSeq, a predicted model, not a curated record
AAAAAAUGUCAUCGUCGGGCAAGGACGCGAACAGCGGGCAUUACGCCAACUAUGUGGGACCUUACCGCUUGGAGAAGACGCUGGGCAAAGGACAGACAGGUCUUGUGAAGCUGGGCAUCCACUGUGUCACAUGUCAGAAAGUUGCCAUAAAGAUUGUCAACAGAGAAAAGCUCAGCGAGUCCGUUCUUAUGAAGGUGGAGCGGGAGAUAGCAAUUCUGAAGCUCAUAGAGCAUCCCCACGUUUUAAAGCUGCAUGACGUCUAUGAAAAUAAGAAAUACCUGUACCUGGUGCUAGAGCACGUGUCCGGGGGGGAGCUGUUCGACUACCUGGUGAAAAAGGGCCGGUUAACACCUAAAGAGGCCAGAAAGUUCUUCAGACAGAUCAUCUCAGCCCUGGACUUCUGCCACAGCCACUCCAUAUGCCACAGAGAUUUGAAGCCUGAGAACUUGUUGUUAGACGAGAAGAACAACAUCAGGAUAGCAGACUUUGGCAUGGCGUCUCUGCAGGUCGGGGACAGUCUGCUGGAGACCAGCUGUGGGUCUCCGCACUACGCCUGCCCGGAGGUUAUCAGGGGGGAGAAGUAUGACGGGAGGAAAGCAGACGCAUGGAGCUGUGGAGUCAUCCUGUUUGCACUUUUAGUGGGCGCGCUGCCUUUCGACGAUGACAACCUGAGGAAUCUUCUGGAGAAGGUGAAGCUGGGAGUUUUCCACAUGCCUCACUUCAUCCCUCCGGACUGUCAGAACCUCCUGCGCGGCAUGAUUGAAGUGGACGCCACCAAGAGGCUGACGUUAGAGCAGAUCCAGAAGCAUACGUGGUACCUAGCUGGAAAGAACGAGCCCGAGCCCGAGCAGCCCGUCCCCAGGAAGGUGGCCAUCAGGACGCUGGCCUCGGCCGAGGAGAUCGACCCCGACGUCCUGGAGAGCAUGCACUCUCUGGGCUGCUUCAGGGACAAGGACAAACUGACCAAAGACCUGCUGUCUGAGGAUGACAACCAGGAAAAGAUGAUCUACUUCCUGCUGCUGGACCGUAAGGAGAGGUACCCGAGCCACGAGGACCAGAACCUGCCGCCACGCAACGAGAUCGACCCUCCCAGGAAGCGCGUGGACUCGCCCAUGCUGAGCCGUCACGGUAAGCGGAGGCCGGAGAGGAAGUCCAUGGAGGUGCUGAGCGUCACGGAGGGAGGAUCUCCCGUCCCGGUGCGACGAGCCAUCGACAUGGCGACCCACGGUCAGAGCAAAUCUGUGUUCAGUAAAAGCUUGGAUAUCACAAACGCUAACUGCAGCAAGGAGGAAAGAUCGCGGUCGAUCAGCGGAGCGUCCUCCGGUCUGUCCACCAGUCCUCUCAGCAGUCCCAGGCCCAACCGGCGGUUUUUCAUCCCGCCCCAGUCCCCAGACCUGUGUCAGUCCCCCAACUGCAGCCCCACCCACUCCCCCGAGGUCCGCCUUAACGGGGUGGGGCCACGCACGCCCAACUCCUACCAGCCAAAGAUGGGGUCUCCCCUCAUGCACCCCCGCACUCAGACCCUCCCCGCCAAGCCCAAAGUGUCUGAGAAGCCCCUGCAGACCACCAGGUCCAACCCCCUUCCCAACACAGCCCAGACCCCCACCACCCCCAAAUCUGAGCCCACCACGCCCUGCCAGCCUCUGGCUCCCUGCAUCCCCAACAGCCCCCGAGUGAGACGCCACCCCCCGCUCACCGUCCCUCCCAAGCUCUCCAUCCCGCUCUCCCCCGUGCCUCCUAUGUCGCCCCGCCGUCGGCACCACCUCCACCCUGACCACAACGGCAAAUCUGUCCCCAUCACGCAGGUGACUCCCCACCCCUCCCCCAGAGGGAGCCCUCUCCCCACCCCUAAAGGCACCCCGGUGCACACGCCCAAGGACAGCCCGACCGGCACGCCCAGCCCAACGCCGCCGCCCAGCCCCUCCAUCGGGGGCAUGCCCUGGAGGACACGCCUCAACUCCAUCAAGAACAGCUUCCUGGGCUCGCCGCGCUUCCACCGCAGGAAAAUGCAAGUUCCCACCCAGGAAGACAUGUCCAGUCUGACUCCAGACUCGUCUCCAGAACUGGCUAAGAAGUCCUGGUUCGGUAACUUCAUCAACCUGGAGAAGGAGGAGCAGAUCUUCAUCGUGAUCCGAGACAAACCUCUCAGCUCCAUCAAGGCGGACAUCGUCCACGCCUUCCUCUCCAUUCCCAGUCUGAGCCACAGCGUCAUCUCUCAGACCAGUUUCCGGGCGGAGUACAAGUCCACAGCCGGUCCGACGGUUUUCCAGAAGCCGGUGAAGUUCCAGGUGGACAUCACCUACACCGAGAGCACCGGCGCCACCAAGGACAACGGCAUCUACUCCGUCACCUUCACCCUGCUCUCAGGUCCCAGCCGACGUUUCAAGCGUGUGGUGGAGACCAUCCAGGCCCAGCUGCUGAGCUCCAACGACCAGCCCGGCAUCCAGCCCCAGAUCUCUGGCAGCCCGUUGAGUAACUUCUUUGACGUAAUUAAACAGCUUUUUUCAGACGAGAAGAACAUCCAAGCGUCCCACUCCCCCGGCGCCCCCGCCACGCCUAGCUCCCCCGCCAAGCAUGCCCCCGGCAGCAAGCCCAACCAGCCCCCGCCCAAUGACUCUAAAUGCCCCCCCGGCAAAGACAAAACAAAGAUGGCCGCCAGCAGCAGGACGCAGGAACAACCUUAA